This is a messenger RNA of Catharus ustulatus (Swainson's thrush), 2000 nucleotides long. RefSeq names its product developing brain homeobox 1 (gene DBX1). NCBI's taxonomy places the organism in Eukaryota, Metazoa, Chordata, Aves, Passeriformes, Turdidae. The coding region runs from base 97 to 1128 and encodes 343 amino acids. The record is from RefSeq and is a predicted model, not a curated record. Gene Ontology annotation, molecular function: DNA-binding transcription factor activity, RNA polymerase II-specific; DNA binding. Gene Ontology annotation, biological process: cell differentiation in spinal cord; regulation of transcription by RNA polymerase II. The transcript is spliced from 4 exons.
UCUUUACCAACCCAGGUUUGCAAAGCAGAAAACAAAAGCAAACAAACAAACAAGCAGGCGAGCGGCCCCAGCCCGGCUCCGCGGACGGCCCUUGCGAUGAUGUUCCCCAGCCUCAUCGCCCCUCCAGCCGUCUACCCCAGCCUCCUCCGGCCGACCCCCACCCUCACCUUGCCUCAGUCGCUGCAGUCGGCUUUUUCCAGCCAUUCCAGCUUCCUGGUGGAAGAUUUGAUCCGGAUCAGCAGGCCCACCAGCUACCUGCCCAGGACUGCCCCCCCGCACAGCAUGUCCCCCCCAGCCUCCGCGGCCAGGACGGACUCGGGGACGCCGGAGCUCCCCAGCUCCACCACCGCCGGCUCCAGGAGGAUCUGUUCGCCACAGACUUCCAGCAGCGACUCCACUUUUCUGAAGUUUGGCGUCAACGCCAUCCUCUCCUCCACGCCCCGAGCCGAAACCUCCCCUGCGUUGCUCCAGAGCGUCCCGCCAAAGACUUUCUCCUUUCCAUAUUUUGAAGGAUCCUUCCAGCCCUUUCUCAGAUCUUCCUAUUUCCCAGCUGCCUCCGCCGUGGUCCCCAUCCCUGGCACCUUCUCCUGGCCGCUGGCUGCCCGGGGCAAGCCCCGCCGGGGGAUGCUCCGCCGUGCCGUCUUCUCCGACGUGCAGCGCAAGGCGCUGGAGAAGAUGUUCCAGAAGCAGAAGUACAUCAGCAAACCCGACAGGAAGAAGCUGGCGGCCAAGCUGGGCCUUAAGGACUCACAGGUGAAGAUCUGGUUCCAGAACAGGAGGAUGAAAUGGAGGAACUCUAAAGAAAGAGAGCUCCUCUCUUCUGGUGGCUGCAGAGAACAGACCCUACCCACCAAGUUCAACCCUCACCCAGACCUCAGUGAUGUAGGCAAGAAAUGUUCAGGAGAGGAAGAGGAGGAGGAAGUUCCCCCCGUGUGCCCACCCAGCCCCCGGCACCCCCUAACCUACCACCAGUCCCCGGAACAUCUACACCUGAGGGACAGACUGGACUCCCAGAUGUCUCCUUCUCCAUCCCAUUCCAGCAGCCCCAGCAAACCUUCAGACUUCUCAGACUCAGAGGAAGAGGAUGAUGAAGGGGAAGAAGAAGAGGAGGAGAUAACAGUCUCUUAGAUCACACCCCACCAUCACAUGAGGACUCUGCAAAGAUGUAAAUAAACCAGAGUGCUACAAAUUGAAGAGGUGCUGUCCCAUGCCCAUGUCCACAUGUUUCUUCAGCACAGGUUCUUUACCACAAUAGCUGUAAGACUUCCUUCUCACUGGUAUUCCUCAUUUGUUGCCCUGUGUGGAGGUUUUCAUGCUCAUAAUAUCAGCCCAACUUCUCAUAACUCUCUCUGCUUAGCAAUCAAUAUUUGCCCAGUUAGCUACCUUCAUCCAAAAACCAGACAGUAGGCAGCUCCUGGCACUACAGCAGGAAGGAAAGGAAAUUUCCCUGUAGGAAAGGAACCUUCUUCCCCCAGAUAAAAAAAUCAUCAAAAAUGCAAUAUAGAUGGCAUUACCAUUUCUAUCACUUUUUAAGUGAAUUUCCAGCCACUUUAUUUCUUCAGCUGCUACUGAAGGCUUGUCUGAUCUAGCAACCCUUUCCUCCAAAAUAAAUAACCUUGAGAGACCCAGAUCAUGCCCUGCCUCCCUCCUCAUCCAAAUGUCACCAUGCUUGUGCAACAGAUCCACUGAAAUCCCUGGAAUGCAAAUUUUAUAUAUUUAUGAUUUUCAUCUUAAUUUAUUCAUCAAUAUGGUGUUCAAAGCACUGUCUAACCCAUCUCCUUGCCCACAGGUCUGUGCUUAUUUUCCACUUUGAUUUUCCUAUCCAUAGUGUGGACAGAGGAAAGUGGAUACAUCUCUUUGAUUUUUAACUGAACUUUGCUGUCUUUGCACAGCUUAUAUGAACUGUACACUAUUUUGUACACUUACUCUGUAUGGGUGUUUUAUACCAAGGUUAUUGCCAAUGGAUAUAACAAUGCUUCUCUCUUUCUUCUUUUUAAUUA